AUGGCGGAAAGCCCUGUCCCUGUUAGGAAGCAGUUUGUGUGCGAGUGUGGUCGUGAGUACAUUCGCAAAGAGCAUCUGCAGCGCCACAAAGCCACACACGGUCGGCCAUCCUUUACUUGCUCUGCCUGCGACAGAUCCUUUACCCGCCUAAAAGCCACACCCAUCUAUGCAAGGCUAUCGUCGAUCCUCGCUAAUCACAACUCCUUUAGUGAUUUACUCCGGCGCCAUUCAAAAAUCCACGGUGCCGUGGUACCCGACUCCCGCAAGGAACCCGCCUGCGAUGCCUGCCACGCCAGCAAGAUCAAGUGUGAUGGCGGCAGCCGAUGCUCCCUCUGUCGCAAGCGCGACAUUGAGUGUACCUAUCAGCGCGCCAACCUCGCUCGCCGGGUCAUUGAUGCCAAUCCCGACGUCGUCUUUGAUCUCAGCGGUGGCAACUUUUCCGCCAACCAGGCACCCUCAACCACUACUACCAGCAACCACGGCCCGCCUAGGAGGACAAACUCGGCUGCUGCCCGCAGCGUGCGAGCAACCAGCCAGGGCAGCUCUGCGAGCGAUGCCUCGCCGCCGCCCAUGUUCACGCCGCCGACAAACGUCUCGCCUCUCGAGGCCUCCUGGAAUGAGCGCACAAGGGCUGGCACGCGAGUCAUUGCCCAUGCCAUGGGCGUGCUCCGUGACGGAGGCGAGAGCGACGCCCUGUCAAAUCCCUCGCCAAAGAUGAAGGAGUGGCUGGAUGACUGCUUUCAGUCGUAUUUUGGCCAAUUUCACGAGACAUGGCCCAUACUACACGCGCCGCAGUUUGAUGAUCCUGUUGAAUCUGUACCGCUGGCCGCCUCUAUUGCCAUUAUUGGGGCCUGGCGCCAAGUCACUGACCCGGGCGCCUUGCAAAUGAUUUUUGCUAUUCAUCAAAUUUUGAUGCAGUAUUUAUUUGCACAGCUAACGCGCUUUACAUUCGAUGCAAGCCAGCCUUGGCCUCUUGCAGUAUAUCAGGCUGGUCUACUCAAUGCCAUAUUUGCCUUUGAGAUUGGGAAGUGGUCCUUUAUACCAAGAGGUAGAAUGUUGCAUGUGGCGGUAGCAACCAUUCUGCGACAAACAAACAUGUUUAAUAGCGAAAGCGCCAUACACCAUCAACGGAGGCAUUAUCCAAGCAACUAUAUGCCCUGGAUUUACGAAAAACAUGAGUCUUGGAAACGGUUGGCCAUGAGCACCCUGAAGCUGGACCGCGACAUUGCGCUUCUCUACAACCAAUCAGCCUUUAUCCACAACGAAGAGCUCAAUCUGCAGCUUGCCUCUUCAUUCGGCAUGUGGAACGCACACGGGCUCCACAUACUGUACCGACGCGUGCCGCGCGAGAUGAGCCAGCGGCAAGACUACAGAAUCUCGCAGCUCAUGAACAUGACGGACGCCAACCUCUCGUUCCCGCUGCUGGCCGAGGACGUGGAGCUCGUGCUCCUGGGCGCGGCCAACCACGUGUGGACCUACCGACGGCAGUGCAGCGCGGCGGCGGCGACGGCGGCACCGGCACCAGCAGACCUGGCCGGGCAGCGCAUCCACAUCAUGAUGCAGCUGGAGCUGUGCAAGCACCAGCUGAACCGCAUGUACGGGGUGCAGAGCUUCCCCAAGAACCACGCGGCGGAACUCGAAGUCAUGCUGGCGGCUUACUACGGGCGCGAGGAGGAGGAGACGAGUCCCGUGCUGCUGGCCGAGGCGAUGCGGCGCUUCUCGCAGGCCACGUUCAACGCGGCCAUGCUGCACAGCGUCCUCGAGCUGCACAUGUGCGCCGACGUGCAGCAGCUCGUCGACGUCACCUCGGGCCUGUACGAGGGCGACGAGCUCUACACGGAGAUGAUGCUGCGCAAGCAGGCCCGCAUCGCCGAGUGGGUGGUGAGCAUUGACGGCCGCUCCGCCGUCAUCCGCGCCCUCACCAUUCUGCGCCUCUACGAGGAGCACAUUGCCGCCGCAGGCGCCGGCGCCGGCGCCGGCAACGACUCCCUCCGCUGCCGCAGCAAGAGCAUUGAUCCGAUUGCGCAUAUUGGCCUGCUGGCCGCGUCCGUCGUGGCGCGCGCAUGGGUCGAGGGCGCUCUUCAGGGCGGCUGCAUAUGCGGCGCUGCCGUGCCAGCGCUGGAGAUUGGCGGCUUGCCGGGCUUACCCGACGACGGGCCGGCCUUUUCGUCUUGGAAGGCGACGGGUGGGCGGCUGCAGUAUAACGGCGUCGCGCUGUGCGGCUGCAAUUUGAUGAGCUGGCGGGACCGAUUUGCUAGGGGCUUGCCAGAGGGAGGCUGGGGACAGCGCAUGGAUAGAAACUGGCCGCUGCUGUAG
Beauveria bassiana ARSEF 2860 is the source of this 2316-nucleotide messenger RNA. RefSeq names its product Putative C2H2 transcription factor. Gene Ontology annotation, biological process: DNA-templated transcription; regulation of DNA-templated transcription. The transcript is spliced from 5 exons. The record is from RefSeq and is a predicted model, not a curated record. Lineage: Eukaryota; Fungi; Ascomycota; Sordariomycetes; Hypocreales; Cordycipitaceae. Gene Ontology annotation, molecular function: DNA binding; zinc ion binding; DNA-binding transcription factor activity, RNA polymerase II-specific. The coding region runs from base 1 to 2316 and encodes 771 amino acids.